GCAGUUUAUGGACCCGAUACAGUUUCCAUUUCCACCGCACAACGAUGGUUUUAACGUUUUUGUUCUGGUGUAGAGAUGGUCGAAGAUGCGCCUUGCUCCGGAAGGCCUGUCGUCGAAAAUUGCGUUUAAAUCGCUGAAUUGGUCGAAAGAGACCGGCAUAGUAGUCAUCAAAGAAGCUCGAUGUAUGCAUGGGUGCCACACGAAUUGAUUCAAUAAAAAUACAAGACUUUUUUGACAACCUAAUAUAAUACUUAGAAUCAAACAUUUUUUCUUGAAGCCUUGACAAAUAUUUGAAAAUUAAAUUCCAAGCGCAUUAUUAUGCAGUUAGCUUACAACUGUCGUACUAAAAUGUAGUGUUUGUUGGUAAAUCAUUUAAUAGCGGACGGCUCACUACACAUUUUCGGUGCCAUCAUCCCUUUAGCACCCUCUUAAAAAUAAAUUAUGCAUUCUGAAUUAUGUAAUGCAAUUACAAUUAAACAACCAGACAUGAUUAGAAAUUAUUAAUAUUAUUAAUUAGUGAAUAAUUAAUAUCAAAUGAACGAUGACUUAAAACACCUAUGGGUUUGACUUAAGAUAAAAGGACACUCUGAAGGCUUUCACACACACAUUGUGCUUUAAGCUGGUGGACGGAAAGUUUCCACCUUUCAAUUCAGAGUAGUAUUUUGAAUAAUCAAAAAUUUUGCUUAGAAAGUAACGAAAUUUAGUUAUGACUCCAAGCGUAGUUCCGAUUUCGGGUCUCUCGGUGUUUCACUUUCACGACGUCACCUGGCGAUAUGUCGGCCAAAUGCCGCCAAAGAAGAAAUUACAUCGUUACUCGUAUUAUCUGUUUUCACUACUUUUGAAUAUAAUCAUAACGGUUGGCUAUCCCACGCAUCUGAUGAUUGGCCUGAUCAAAAGUGACAGCAAAGCGGAUGUGUUUAAGAAUAUGACUAUCAACUUGACAUGCCUGGCAAGUAGCAUCAAGACCGUCGCAAUUUGGUGGCGUCUAGCGGAGGUACAAAAGAUAUAUGCCAUCAUCUCGAAGCUCGAUAAACACAUAACACAGCCUGCUGAUUGCCAAUUGUACAAAAUGGUCGCAGUGCGUCGCGCUCAGCGUUUGCUCUACUUUAUACUCUUCAUAGCACUCGGCGCUACGAUUUCAUCGGAAGUUGCCACCAUAAUUGGUGGUUUUCUGGGCGAUUGGCGUCUCAUGUAUCCGGCAUAUUUUCCCUUCGAUGUAGAGCGUAGCGUCUGGGGUUACGCAAUCGCGCAUCUGUACCAGUGUAUUGGUGUAACUGUGCAGAUCUUCCAAAAUCUCAUCAAUGAUACGUUUCCACCCAUGGCACUGGCGAUGUUGGCUGGCCACGUACGUUUGUUGAAUGUGCGUGUGGCACGUGUGGGGCACGAUGCGCGCGUGCGCCGACAAGUGUCCAAUGCUCAGUUCUUGCUGUGCGUGGAGGACUACAAAGAUUUGCUAGAGUUUCGUGUUGCAAUUCAACGCAUCUGCUCUCUUGGCACUUUUGUGCAAAUUCUGGUUACCGCCAUCAAUAUGGGUGUGGUCAUUGUCUAUUUAAUCUUCUAUGUCGACGGCAUAUUUGCAUAUAUCUACUAUAUAGUAUUCUUGAUUGCAAUGCCAAUGGAGGUGUUUCCGCUGUGCUACUAUGGCACUUGCAUGCAGUUGGAGUUCGAGCAGCUGACCUACGCCAUAUUUUCCUGCAACUGGAUGGAUCAGAGUGUAGCGUUCAAGAAGAAUCUACUUAUUUUCGCGGAGCAAUCGUUGCGUGAGCAAAUCGUCAUUGCCGGUGGCAUGUUUGCUGUUAAUUUAGGUACUUUCUUUGCGACUUUGAAGUUUGCAUACUCCCUCUUCACGCUCGUCAUACAGAUGAAAUAGAG
Bactrocera dorsalis (oriental fruit fly) is the source of this 1872-nucleotide messenger RNA. Its product is annotated as odorant receptor 33b. Gene Ontology annotation, biological process: sensory perception of smell; detection of chemical stimulus involved in sensory perception of smell. The transcript is spliced from 2 exons. Lineage: Eukaryota; Metazoa; Arthropoda; Insecta; Diptera; Tephritidae. The coding region runs from base 707 to 1870 and encodes 387 amino acids. Gene Ontology annotation, cellular component: plasma membrane. Gene Ontology annotation, molecular function: odorant binding; olfactory receptor activity. The record is from RefSeq and is a predicted model, not a curated record.